This is a messenger RNA of Linum trigynum, 2664 nucleotides long. The record is from the annotation of a GenBank genome assembly. Lineage: Eukaryota; Viridiplantae; Streptophyta; Magnoliopsida; Malpighiales; Linaceae.
ACAUCCAAUACUGAAGCUAAUUUCUAUAGCUCGUCAUCUCAAUUGAGCUAAACAGAUUAGUUGACACUCUAGGACUAGGCUUAACGAUAUGCAUCCUGAAAAAAAUAAGUUGUUGUUAGUAAUUGAUAUGGGCAGGCAAGAAGAGAAACCAUGGAGGCCUAUGUUCUUGGUUCUAUUAUGACUCUCGCCUAAUCCUUACCAUACAUAAGAGUAGGCAAAAUGAGAGAAAAGACAAACAGAAAAGGAAGAGGAAGUCAAAACCUUGCAGUCCCAAGAACGAGUCGAGGCACUCCGUUCCCAGAUUCAGACAGUCUUAUCACCGCUACAGGAAGCAAUAACCGGCUGCGCGUCGUCAUUUCCGGUGGCCGGAUUCCAGGCAAGACUCCAAACCCUAUCGGUGUGACCGCUAAGUGUCUGAAUCUCCUUGAGCUGGAAGUUGGAGCCCUCGUCGUUCAAAUCCAUGGCGCCGGGGAUGUUCAAGAAUGAAGCUGUGAAUUUGGUUGGGUUUGGCUAUUACUCAGAGCUGCAAGUAUCAAAGUACAAAAUGGCAAUAAUGACCAAAACUAUUGGCGCUCGUCGACCAGGAAGGAAGGAAGGAGUAGGACGAAUUUCUUCCUAACCACGUCCUUCUGCCGCCUUCAACAGUGAAAACUGAAAAGGUUAGUUACUAAACAAGUCUUAUACUAUGAAUCGUUAACGAAUAAGGCCCCAUAAUAUGAUUACAUAAAACGAAGGAGGGUCUUUAUGUAAAUAGAUAAAACAUUGGGAGGUUAAUCGGAAAAAAGUAGUAAUUAAUUAGAGGGAGAACAGGUCCUGGGCCAUGACUGAGCAAUAGAUGAGGCCCAAAAGGUCAGGGUCGAUCCGGUACGCUGGCUAAGCUUAACUCAAUUCGUCAAUUCUAAAAAAAAGGGAAAAACAACAACUCCUCCUCCAUCGCCAACGCCAUCGUCAAAAGUUGUCUGGUCGCAGACGCAUCUCUUCUUUCCCGUUUCCCUGUUCUCUGCAACCCUAGAGAGGAGAGGAGAGGAGAGGACAUAUCCGAACUGUGUAAUCCAGGCUAGUCACCAUGGAACACGUACCACGUAGAGGUCAAAGUGGCCUUUUCGAAGGCAUCUACAAGGUUUUCAUGCGCCGUACCUCCGUCUAUGCCACCUUCGUCCUCGCCGGUGCUUUUUUCGGAGAAAGGGUACUUUUCGCUUAUGUCAAUGAUUUAUUGAAUUCGCUGUCGUUGUGAAUGCUUGAGAUUUGGCAGAGGAAUUGAUUGAUUUGGGCGAAUUGUAUGGAAAAUGAUCUAGCUUUCGAUGUUCAGAGGUCGCUUUGAGCUGUUUUUUUCUUUUUCGAAAGCCUUCGAUCAUUAGUACUUAAGAUCAGUUAUCGACAACACUGUGACGUGGAUCUGAACGGCCCUGAGCUUUUCUUAUGCAUUAAUUAGGUUUCAGAGUUCCUGAUUGAGAUGCUUGGUAGCAGUCGUUUAUCUGUAAGAAUUGACUGUUGAAGCCUGCGAUCUAAUAAUAAACUCCUCCCAGUCCCAGUAAUUAAAAAACUCUUUAUUUGGUUGGUGCAGGCUGUGGAUUAUGGAGUUCAUAAGCUGUGGGAGUACAACAAUGUUGGGGUAUUGCUCUAGAUUUUCUCCAGCUCUCUUGUUUGAAUUUAUCUGCAAUGCACCUUCGUUACUGCAUUUAUUGCGUUGUAAAACAAAAUGAUCUGCGAAAGAAGUUAAUAUGAGAUGGGAAUUGGGAUGAACUACAUUGGCACGUCUAAUUAUGACCUUACUAACCAACCUGAUUGUUUCCUUUCUUUUUGGUCUGCCAUAUGUGUGGAUGGCAAUAUUUUGAUAUCUAUUCUUCAUAGUGUUUUAACAUUCACGAGUAGCAAAGCUGUGCAACUUUAUCAGUUUUAUUAAGUUCCGCCGGUUCAGCAUGAAGCUGUUUUCUGCCAUGACAUCUAGUGAAUAAUUGGUUUUAUGCGAUGAACAUUUCUCACACUAGGGUCCCAACGGCUGUCAGGUUUCAUGGAAAUGAAAUGCUUUUCCUUUACGUUCCCAACUAAAUGAAUACUGUUUCAGCUAUGUGCAUAUGUUGUCUUCUCUCAGUGCUUUGUAUUUAGUUGACACUGCCUAGUUCAGAACUAGCACAAUUUAGUUAUUUGUUCUUCCUUAGACUUGUUCAAACCAUUGCUGUUUGCGUUCCUCCAAGAUGAUCGCGUUACUAGUCAUUGAUCUUCAUUCUCUCUACACUAUUGUAACCUGACCUUGUGUACAUCCGCACCCUGAACUUUGAUAACGUUACUAGUUCACCUGUGGUUUUUGUCCUUGGUAUCAUCUGUGAUAUCAUAUUUUUAUUGUGUUUUGGUCCCUUGUUUAUUUUUCGUGCUGCAGAAACGCUAUGAAGACAUUUCAGUUUUGGGACAAAGACCAGCAGAAUGAGGGCGGCUGAGUUCCCGUCCGUGGCUGUUUGGAUGUCCCAUAUUUGAUGAUUUUGGGAGUAAAACCAUGAUGUUACCAGAGUAGCAAUAAGUGUACUUUUAUGGUGGUUAAAACAAGACUUGAACGUCCACUCCACUGUUUUUCCUUCUUUUAUUGGCGAUUUUUGGGGCUGUAUGCACAAUAGUUAAUUAACUAAGAACAUUUGCUAUUUAGUUUAUCAAAAAAUGUGGUCAUUUGAC